AUGAAAUCUGGGAUUCCAAAGAACCACUUUGAACUUCCAGCUGAAUAUAUUUUGGCAUUGCAAGAUUGUAGAAAUGUUUCUUUGUAUCGAUUAGUUGACGCUUCAGUCUGCUAUGAAUUGAGCGGAAAGCGAAAUGUUAGUGUUUCGCGUCUGGAUGCUAUCGAACAUCACAAUAUAUCACAUAGUUUAAGUGAUCAGGCUCUUGUGUGUACUUUAUCAUCACCACCUCGGCUAUUUCAAGGUAAAGAGCCGCAAUCUAACAAAGAGAAGGAGGCGAAUAUUGGGAAUGAUGAAACGCUGAAAGUUGGUUAUUCAUCAAACGGUGGUGUUUUACAAUGUCACGAUGAUGACACAUUGAAGUAUGUCAAGGCACGAACAGAUUUAUUCGAUCCUCUGUCCAUAGUUCAACCAUUGUUCAAAGAUUUAAAAAUGAGAGAAACAUUUAUCGGCCCACAAGUAAUGCAUAUGCCAACACCUGACAGUGAUCUGUUUGAACACUAUUUUCCAGUAAUUUAUAAACAACCCGAAACAAGUUGUUAUCAUCCAAAAAUGAUUUAUGAACAUUCGUCUGAAGAUAUUCGAAGAAACUCGAGUGAAUGGCAAAGUGGAUGUACAAUUUUUCGAGAAAAAGCCCAAUUAAUUCAAGAGUUUAUCUUUUGUAUGUAUGGGGCUCAAAUCUACAAUAUCUGGUAUUUAGGCAAUGAACAUUUAUUGAAACAUAUAUCAUCGUUAGCUCAGCGUUUACCAUUCAAAAAAUGGAAACAACAUGUACUCAGCAAUACUAAAACAACAAAAAUGAUUCAAAAUCUUGUUGAACAGGAUGAAAGCAUCACACGUUUUGUUAAAAAGAUAGUUAUACAAUGUUUACGAUUAAAUUCGAAUAAUAAAUCAGAACAUCAUAAAACACUUCUAAAUAAGGUGGCGUUUGAAAUGCACGAAGCAUUUCAAUGUUAUCCGGUAUUUAACAUUGCCAACGGAAUGGACAAUAAUGGAUUAACCGAGCAUGGAUCUCAGGAAUCCAAAUGUAUUCCAGCAAUAACGCAAGGUUUCUUAUUGAACAUUUGUCCCGUUCAUCCGAUGUGUGCUCGUUUGGCCGUAGAAAAACUAGUUCAUUUUAAUCGUUACAGAUACCAGCCGAAACUACCCUCAUUAAAAAAAGCCGUUGCUUUGCAAACAUGGAAAUAUUUAUGUGUUAAUGACAAAAAUAAAUUUGGAAAUUGUCGCUUGUACUCGGCUUGUUGGAUUGAAGCUAUGAAUAGAAUAUGUCAACAACAUGAGCAAUGUUGUCCGGAUAUUCCAAUCAGAGAAGUACGAAAAUGCUUAACAAUAGGCAUUCAAUCAAAGUAG
Messenger RNA from Didymodactylos carnosus, 1347 nucleotides. The record is from the annotation of a GenBank genome assembly. NCBI's taxonomy places the organism in Eukaryota, Metazoa, Rotifera, Eurotatoria, Philodinida, Philodinidae.